AUCAUUAUUAUAUUAUCUGAGGUUGACAGUCAGAAACAGCAUGUUUUUCUGAUUACUUAGCUAGGCAAAGUGCACUGUAGUUCACCAGGAAAUGUGUGUUUAUGUGUGCUUUCCAUGGCCCUUGUCUGCUUCUCAUUGUUUAAACACUUUUGUCUACAAUAGGUAGGGAAAUAUUACUGUAUUGGUCCUAGCCUGAAGUGAAUGAAUAUUCAACAAUCUGUCUGACUUGACAAGCUGUCCUGAAUUCAUUUCAUUUAGUGAUAUUCUAAGUCAUGUGACAUUUAUAAAGGUGAUGUGUGCUCAUUUAUCUGCUUUAUAAACACUGGACUGUCUGAAUUACCUGCAGCUUUACCAAGCCAGGAUUAUCACUUGCCAGGGCAUCAUUAUGCACAAUCUGAAAUAUGAGGAUAAUCACGUCUGAGGGGCUGUAGAAAUUGAUAUUUCUGCUCUCCUGAGUAUGAGAAAAUAAAACAACACCUUCUCCAGGGCACUAAGGAUGGUCACAGCAAGACUCAUUGUUUUGCUAGCAAUCGCCACACUCUGCAGCAGCAGUAGCCAGGAGAUAUGUCCAUCUGUCUGUGAUUGUCAUUUUACAUAUCAUGUGACUGUCAACUGUUCAAGCAGAGGAUUGUCAGCCAUACCUCCACACAUCCCCAAAAAUGUUUCCCAUCUACUUCUGGAUAGAAAUAAUCUGACCGGCCUUAGGCUACCCUCUCUCCCAAGUCUUACAGUGCUGGAUGCCAGUGACAAUGUCAUCAGGGAGGGGGCCAGUGACUUAACUCCCACACCAAAUCUUCUGCAACUAAACUUACACGGCAACAGAUUAACACACUGCCCAAACUUACAACACUCCAGAAUAACUUGGCUGGAUAUCUCAGGAAAUAACAUAGAAGGUCUCAAUGCCAGCCAGUAUCAUUCAUCUAACCUGAUGUACCUUAAUGUCAGUCACAAUCCCUUAAGAAAUGUCCUCGACCAAUUUUUUGAAUAUUUGCCAGACUUGGAGAUUCUGGACACGAGUAACACCUCUGUACCCUGGAACAGUUACCUUUCCUUGGAAAAUCUUCCAAAGCUAAAAGAAGUUUACUUGAGAAAUAACAUGCUGAAAAAGUGCUCUGACGUCUUGUCAAUAAAUUCUAGUCAAUUAGAAAUUAUGGAUCUCAGUGAUAAUAACAUAAUCUACCUGAAAAAUUGUACAUUCCACCAAUUGCCAAAUCUUAGAGAGCUUUAUUUAGAUGGUAACAAUAUCAGUGAACUAUCUGAGGACAGCUUACAAUCAUUGCCAGCGUUGCAAGUGCUUUCACUAGAUAGAAAUAUUAUAGCAACAAUUGAAAAUCCUGUCUUUCAAUCCUUGUCUAGUCUACAGAAGUUAUCCAUUAGCAAUAUGCGACAUUUAUUUCAUCUUGGGAAAAAGGCUUUUGUUGGACUUACGGAGCUGAAACAUUUAGAGUUGAGCAAUAACCCCCUGUUGUCCUAUAUCUCAGAGGAACUUUUAAGUGAGAUGAAAAAUUUAGAGAGUCUCAACCUGAGUCGAAACAACAUAUUAACCCUUGCGAAGCCUGCAUUCCCACCACUGUCAAAUCUCCUCCACAUUGAUAUAUCUGGGAAUUCUCUGGCUUGUGACUGCCACAUCGAAUGGAUCAGUAAAAUAUUAAGGGACAAUGACUCUGUGAUCACAUUUACUAAUCCCAACAACUUGACUUGCACUUUAAACGGAUCAAGUGUAUUGCACCUCAUUGUACUUGACGAAAACCUUAGCUGCCCACAAACAAGUCUACAACAUGUUGACUCAAGAGUGGAUUUUCAAAUAGGAUCUUCAGCAAGAUUAUACUGUCCGCAUCAAGGCGAUCAACCACCUAAAUUAACCUGGAUCACCCCGAGAAACAUCCAGCUGGUUUAUUACAACACCCACACGUUGGCCCAGAGGAAUUAUCCCUCAAUAGCUGAUGUCCAAUACAACGGAUCAUUCCAUAAAGAUCACUACUGGCACACAACUGUUGGAUAUUAUCCGGAACUUUCAGAACAUCCCAACAGACUUGUUAUUCUUCAGGAUGGAUCGCUUUAUAUUGACUAUGUCUUGCGUAUUGACUCAGGUCCCUAUCGGUGCAUUGUGGAGACACCCCAAAACAAAAGCACAUCACAGAUUCUGCUUCGACUGGACUACAAAGUGCUGAUGGAGGUGAAGAUUUUCAGUUUAUUUGUUGGACUUGGUUGUGCUGCCUCAUUCUUCAUGCUUAAUCUGAUUUACGUGUUCAUCGCUGCAGCAGCAAGAAAAUGCAUCAGUCAACGCAGGCGAGAGGCUAUCAUGCAGUUCUUGGAAAACUUUGACCAAUACAAAACAAACAAACUGUCAUCUCUUCGUGAAAACUACAACAACCAAGGAGCACGGAUACGAGAAACAUACCAAAAUCGCAUGACCAAGCUUCGUGAAAAUUACAAUACUCAAAUGACCAGAUUACGUGAAGGAGCAUCUCACAUCAAAGAGGGCACAACACAUCGAGUGGACAUCAUAAAAGACAAGUACCAAAUCAAACAGCGAAAACUUCGGGAUUACAGCUCUCAACAGCUGCAUCAACUGCGCGAUACGUAUAACUCUCAACUAUUAAAGGUGCGUGACUAUGGAUCUCUUCAGUUGGGCAAAAUACAUAAAAAAUACAAACUCAAACAGAAACAUAUGAUCAAAUUGCUAGACACAUUAAACAUUGAUAACUGUCGAACAGUCAUCGAGAGUGAGUGCAUUCGGACUGAGUCCAUGUUGUUUGAGACUGAAGACAUUCUCUGUACUCCAGAGUCGAGAUCAUUAUGCUCAGAUGAAUAUAUCACAGCGAGUUCUAAUAACUCGUCAAACAAUGCCAGUCAAGAAAACUUACAAGGUUCUGGUCCCACUGACAUGCAGUAUCAAAUGGAUAAUGGAAAUAUUAUAUUGCACAAUUGCCUUGAUCAUGAUAGCAUUGAUGAAGAUUCUCACGAUGGACUUGAGAUGUUUCCAGCUCGCUCAGAAGAAAAUGUCGAUCAGACUCAAGUUACAAUUCAACUUGGUGCAGAUAUUGAAAAUGAGGAGGAUGAAACUAUAGCUCAAAGUAUGGUGUAGUUACUAUGUGCAAUUGUUUUCUCUACAAAAGUUUAGAUGUAUUAUGAUUCUUUUGUUGCUGUUGAUUGUCAAAUGUCAUUUUAAUAUCGUGCCCAUAAAAGGGGCUGUUCAACUCUGCUGUGCUGAAAUUCUAAUGUAUCACCCAAUACUGGAACAGAUUCAAAGUAACGAAGAAAUCAUCCCCCUGUCAUAUAUGUACACAUCAAAAUUGUUUACCACUGAACCUAGCACAAAUACUUUUAAUUUAAAAAUGAGCAUCUUGACCCAACAAAAAAAUCAAAACAAGAAAACUUGUAUUCAUUAAGUGAUUGUUUUCAUUACAUAAUGUGUUCACACAAUAAAUCAGCAACAUAGAUUCUUCUAGUCUAUAGAGGAGAGUUUGUGGAGUUCUGCAAGUCACAAUUUAUUGUUGUUUACAUGAAAAAUAAAGUAUUUGUUUACAAAC
Ostrea edulis (European flat oyster) is the source of this 3533-nucleotide messenger RNA. RefSeq names its product leucine-rich repeat neuronal protein 1-like. The transcript is spliced from 2 exons. Gene Ontology annotation, molecular function: protein binding. The record is from RefSeq and is a predicted model, not a curated record. The coding region runs from base 497 to 3088 and encodes 863 amino acids. NCBI's taxonomy places the organism in Eukaryota, Metazoa, Mollusca, Bivalvia, Ostreida, Ostreidae.